AUGCUUCUUGCCAAAAGGUCGCUCGUGUGGCCGCCAGUAGUCGAGCGUCGGCCAUGUCGAGAAUCCGAGCCUAGCCGAAUCUCUGACGCCUACUAUCGGGGGGCUCAGCCAGUGCCUACUAGCCUUGCGGCGCUCCUUCGGAGCUUCGCCUCUCAGCUGGGGCAAGCAAUCGAUGAGCGAGUUCAGUGGGUCUCAUCUAGGUCCUUUGGUCUCGGACAGACAAGGGUAAAGCGCCCGCGGUCGCUCCUUCUCGUGCAGAGCCGGCGGAUUCCGUGGCUGGCGCAGCACGCAGCCCAGCAACCGUUGGGGUACAGUGACGGCGCAACGCUCUGGGGCCGGCCUCCAACGCAGUGCAUGGGCUCCGUGACUCAAAGCCGCCGCAGUGGCCUCAGUGCGCUAAGGAUGGGCCUCUGUUGGCUAGCGCUAGUGCGCAGCCUGUUCUUCCGGCGCCGGCACGCAACCCGUCUCGCCGGCGCGCAGCUCGAUCUUGCCGGCGCUCAGGCUAGGCGCAAGGCGCGGGGGCAGCCCCUAGAGAAAGCCUCGCUUCGCGCGACUCCGACCAGCGCAACUGUGGAGGCAGGCACAACUGAUGGGGCUUUGUUGAAUAUGGUCGAUGCCGGCUUGCUAGACCUUCCGCAGCCGAAGGGUCUCGGCGCAAGCUCCAGCCGCUAA
This is a messenger RNA of Dovyalis caffra, 672 nucleotides long. Lineage: Eukaryota; Viridiplantae; Streptophyta; Magnoliopsida; Malpighiales; Salicaceae. The record is from the annotation of a GenBank genome assembly.